Messenger RNA from Botrytis byssoidea, 1209 nucleotides. RefSeq lists its product as uncharacterized. The record is from RefSeq and is a predicted model, not a curated record. The transcript is spliced from 2 exons. Gene Ontology annotation, cellular component: cytoplasm; elongator holoenzyme complex; transcription elongation factor complex. Gene Ontology annotation, biological process: tRNA wobble uridine modification. Bases 1 to 1209 code for a protein of 402 amino acids. Lineage: Eukaryota; Fungi; Ascomycota; Leotiomycetes; Helotiales; Sclerotiniaceae.
AUGGCUUUUCGUAAACGUAACGUAGCAAUUGCGCAACCGGGAGUCCAAACUUCGCAGACUCCCAUUCCGGAAAAAGUAGCACCCAUUCCGGGUAUUCGUCCCUCACCACUCGAUGGUCGUCCAACGACAUCAACGGGAAUCCGUUCGCUCGAUUCUAUACUAGCUGGUCAUGCGGGGCUUGCACUGGGCGCUUCAUUGCUACUUGAGGAGAGUGGGACUACAGAUUUUGGGGGCACGUUGUUGAAAUACUAUGCUGCGGAGGGAGUAUUGCAAGGACAUCAUAUUCACGUUUUGGGAAUGCACCAAGGAUGGGGAAGAGAAUUGCCUGGAAUGGGGGUUGCGGAGGGAUCAUCUUUGAAGAAAGACGCGGAGAAUAAGGCGGCAGAUGAUAAGAUGAAGAUUGCGUGGAGAUAUGAGAGAUUGGGGGAAUUUGGGGCGAGUGGUGCUAGAGAGAGAAGUACCGUGCAAUCGAGUGCUGGCUCUUCAGGUUCAGCUGCAAUAUUUUGUCACGACUUCGAUCUUAGUAAACGAUUGAUUCCACCUUCGUCUACUCAAAUGCAUUUCAUACCCACGAUUCUCAGACCCGACUUCGAAUUCGCAGAUGCAACAAACGGUACAAAAUUACCCUUUACACCAUUUCUCCAACAUCUCUCGACUCAACUCUCCCGAACCCCUCCUACAACUAUCCACCGCAUCAUAAUUCCCUCCCUCCUCUCACCAGCUCUAUACCCCUCGCAUGCCUCUCUCCCCCAUCACGUCCUCCCUUUCCUCCACGCUCUCCGUGCUCUACUCCGCCAGUACCCCACCCGACUAACUCUCAUGCUCACCCUCCCUCUCCCCCUACACCCCCGCACGACCGCCCUCACAAAAUGGAUUGAGCUCCUCAGCGACGGUGUCCUCGAAAUCGCUCCAUUCCCAUCCAUAGCCAUCAUCCCCAAAGCCACACCGUCCAGCUCCUCCAAUCCCGCUCAAGAAGAGCCUCCACAAGGAAUGCUCAAAAUCCAUCGCCUACCCAUAUUCCACGAAAAGGGCGGCGGAAGCGCUGGGUUCGCUGGCGACGAUUUGGCAUUCUCGUUGAGUAGAAGAAAGGGACUUGUAAUCAAACCCUACAGUUUACCACCCGUUGAAGACGAAGGGGAAGAACAAAAGGGCGGGAUCGACAUCGAUGGAAAGGGAGGAAAAGCCACCAAAGUCGAUAUUGAAUUUUAG